AUGACAACUGUAAAAUUGAUGAUGGACCGACCAACACACGAGUCCCUUGAACACCACGACCACCCAAACUAUCUCCCCACCCCCGUCACACCACUCGAUGAUUAUCGCGAGACAAAGACUGAAGGUGGACUCUAUGGAACAUUCGCUGUCCAAACAGACUCAAGAAACACAACCGAUAAGCAGUUCUCCUGCCACGAAUGUAACCAGACGUUUAGCCGGCCACACAAUCUAAAGUCCCACUUAACAACCCAUUCCUCCGAACGCCCUUUCCAGUGUGAUGUGUGCAAACAUUUAUUCAGACGCCACCACGAUUUGAAAAGACACCAAAAGCUACACACGGGUGAAAGACCUCACGUUUGUAAAGCCUGCUUUCGAUCUUUUGCCCGCCUGGACGCAUUGAAUCGCCAUCGCCGAGCGGAAGGAGGAACAGCGUGUAGUGCUGUGCAUCAACAGAGACCUAGUGAGUCUAGUGACGACAACAACAGCAGCCGCAGCGCCACGCCUUCUUCUCCGCCGCGUGGCCCGCAACCAUCGCAACACACCACUAAUGUUAAUAACAAUAUAUUUCCAAAUGUGUCUGACCCACCUUCCUUGCGUGCCCCAUCACCCCCUUCACUGCUGCCCUCGCCAAGUGCACUUUCUUCCUUACCAGUAUCGGAAAGUGCCGAUUUGAUGCCAAUCUACAAUCAUCCUUCACCCCCUUCUCCGACUCCACACCCACCAGCCCUUCCUUUUCAAUCAUCUUCCUGGUUUGGAAACACCGCCGCCUCUCCCAAUGAGAGCCGCGUCUUACCACCGCUCCAGUCCACUGACCCCAUCUGGACUCGUCUCUACCAGGAAAACAUCUCCCUCAAAGCAACCCUUUCUAGUCUACGUCUCUCGGAAGCAGACAAACUUAAAUCUCGUCUUCACGACCUCGAAGUAGAAAACAAAGUCUUGCGUUCGCUCAUCAGUGAAAACGCCACAGAUUCACCGCUCAAGAAACCUCGUAACCACUAAGCCCCUCUUUCAAACCCCUCUCUUUGUGAGCACUCCCUCUCCUCCCUACACGUCUACACGUCUACACGUCUACACUCCCUCCUCUUACUCUUACUCUAUACUUCCCCUACUCUCUCCUUUUGACUCUCUUUCUGCCUUGCUUAUUAUUUGGCUUACUUUCUCAAACCUCCAAAACCUUUUUUAUAUAUAUAUUGUUUUACUAUUAUUUUGUGCAAACAAUAUCUAUUUCUCCGUCUUUCUUAGCCCUUUUUUUUAUGCCUCUAAUUCUCUUACAUCCUUCUUUUCACCUCCCCAUUUUUUUUUACAAUUACAAUUAUAAUUGUCUUCUUCUUACCUCACUUAUAUAUACAUCAUCCUUGCACCUUUUUUUGUCCCCUUUGUUUGUAAAUAUUCUUUUCAUUAAAAAAAAAG
This is a messenger RNA of Phycomyces blakesleeanus NRRL 1555(-), 1410 nucleotides long. Its product is annotated as C2H2-type zinc finger transcription factor. Gene Ontology annotation, biological process: regulation of transcription by RNA polymerase II. The record is from RefSeq and is a predicted model, not a curated record. Gene Ontology annotation, cellular component: nucleus. Bases 1 to 999 code for a protein of 332 amino acids. The transcript is spliced from 3 exons. NCBI's taxonomy places the organism in Eukaryota, Fungi, Mucoromycota, Mucoromycetes, Mucorales, Phycomycetaceae. Gene Ontology annotation, molecular function: RNA polymerase II cis-regulatory region sequence-specific DNA binding; DNA-binding transcription activator activity, RNA polymerase II-specific.